Molecule: messenger RNA, 1155 nt
Organism: Trichechus manatus latirostris (Florida manatee)
Lineage: Eukaryota; Metazoa; Chordata; Mammalia; Sirenia; Trichechidae
Gene: LAYN
Product: layilin
Exons: 8
Coding region: 1-1155 (384 amino acids)
Molecular function (GO): hyaluronic acid binding
Source: RefSeq, a predicted model, not a curated record
AUGCAACCGCCAGCCCCGCUGCUGGCGGUGCUGGUAGUGGUGCUGCUGGCUGGACCGCGGGGCGGGGCGGGUCGACUGUGGAGCGCCCCGGACUUGGACCUCAUAGGAGGGCAGCUAGUCUGCCGGGGAGGGACUCAGAGGCCUUGUUAUAAAGUCAUUUACUUCCAUGAUGCUUCUCGAAGACUGAACUUUGAGGAAGCCAGAGCAGCCUGCAGGAUGGAUGGGGGCCAGCUAGUCAGCAUCGAGUCUGAAGACGAACAGAGACUGAUACAAAAUUUCAUUGAAAACCUCUUGGCUUCUGAUGGUGAUUUCUGGAUUGGGCUCAGGAGGCGUGAGGAGAAACAAAGCAAUAGCACACCAUGCCAGGACCUCUAUGCUUGGACUGAUGGCAGCACAUCAAAAUUUAGGAACUGGUAUGUGGAUGAGCCGUCCUGUGGCAGCGAGGUCUGUGUGGUCAUGUACCAUCAACCGUCAGCACCUGCUGGCAUCGGGGGCCCCUACGUGUUCCAGUGGAAUGACGACCGAUGCAACAUGAAGAACAAUUUCAUUUGCAAAUACUCCAACGAGAAACCAACAGCUCCUUCUACAAGGCCUGGAGGUGACAGAACAGAGCCAGCAACCCAGCAACCCAUAAUUCCGGAAGAUACGCAGAAAGAAGAUGCCAGAGAAACAUUUAAAGAAAGUAAAGAAGCUGCCUGGAGCCUUGCCUACAUCCUAAUCCCCAGCAUCCCCCUUUUCCUCCUCCUUGUGGUCACCUCAGUUGUAUGCUGGAUUUGGAUCGGUAGAAGGAGAACACGGCAGCAGCCAGGCCCUAACACAAAGGAGCAACACACGAUCUGGCCAUCUCCCCACCAAGGAAACAGCCCGGACCUGGAGGUUUAUAAGGUCAUAAGAAAACAAAGUGAAGCUGACUUAGCUGAGACCCGGCCAGAUCUGAAGAAUAUUUCAUUCCGCGUGUGUUCAGGAGAAGCCGUUCUUGAUAACAUGUCUUGUGACUACGACAACAUGGCUGUGAAUCCAUCUGAAAGUGGGUUUGUGACUCCGGUGAGCACAGAGAGUGGCUUUGUCACCAAUGACAUUUAUGAGUUCUCCCCAGACAUAACAGGAAGGAGCAAGCAGUCUGGAUGGGUGGAAAAUGAAAUAUAUGGUUAUUAG